This is a messenger RNA of Trypanosoma cruzi, 2280 nucleotides long. RefSeq lists its product as uncharacterized. The transcript has a single exon. Gene Ontology annotation, molecular function: calcium ion binding; alpha-tubulin binding. Gene Ontology annotation, cellular component: axoneme; mitotic spindle. The coding region runs from base 1 to 2280 and encodes 759 amino acids. Lineage: Eukaryota; Euglenozoa; Kinetoplastea; Trypanosomatida; Trypanosomatidae. The record is from RefSeq and is a predicted model, not a curated record. Gene Ontology annotation, biological process: mitotic cytokinesis; mitotic spindle organization; cilium-dependent cell motility.
AUGGCGUAUACGAAAUCCGGGGUAAUGAAGAAGGAGUUCGCACUCCCUAUGGUGCCUGGCAUGACAUGCGGGGAGGAGAUGUUGCGACGGAAUUACCACCGCAUGCAAGCUCACCGUCCGAAGCCUUAUUCAGUGAACUCCAUUAAAAGUGUGCCCAUUGACUUGACCAGAAGCAAUAUGGAGAAAACGUCCUCUCUCACAAAGACUGUGGAUGACACUCUUGCCGACGACAAGGACUCUCGGCGGUUAGACGCCAGCUAUCAGCAGACUGUCAAUGAUGACCUCAGUGGGCGGGUAUUACGCUUUUAUGGUUACACAAAAGAACAAGUACCGGAGAGCUCCAUUGAACGGGAACGCUUGCGCAAAGUUGUGUUCAAUGUAUUCUUGGAAGAUAACACAAUGAGUGUGGCCGAGCAGAGCCCGGACAACUCUGGAUUUGCAUUUCCCCUAGCUCUCAAGCGACAUAUUGUCCCCAUGCACGAUGGCACUCCCAUUACAUUUGCAGAUUUCCGCGUGGGUGAACCAAUCACAUUCUAUGGUCGUACAUACAUGUUGUACGAUGCAGAUAAGUUUACCCGCGAUUUCUUCAAAGAGGGAGGUGUGGAACUUGAACCAGCACAGGAAUUGCCAACGGAUGCCUUCACGCUACUGCGUAGCCGCCCCAUAGCGAAGGCUCACGACGUGCGCUCCAUUGCAGCAGACAGCCCCUUAAACAUUGCUUUGUUGCCAGAACAGGUACGUGCAGCGCAGCAGUUUCUGGAACAUGACGGUGAAGUUUUGCGCUGCGACUGUGUAUGGGAUGACACAGAGGCCCUUCAUGGCGUAAAGCAUUUUUUCACUCUUUACUACUUUCUUGCAGAUGGUAGCAUCGCCGUGGUGGAGAAGGACUUUCCUAACAGCGGCCGUGAUCCGUUUCCGCGGUACUUCCGUCGACAACGUGUGGCAAAACCCAAGGGAGACGGAAAGUUUGAUCCGCAGACACUGGGUUCCCUCACCUUCAAGGAGGACGCCAAUACGGUUUACUACACCGACGAUGAUAUUCGCAUUGGAAAUGUGUUGAACCUCUACGGCCGCCUUGUGCUUAUUUGUGACUACGACGAGUUUACACGGAGCCAUCUUCGCAACAAGUUUGGCAUCACUGCAUACGAACCGAUACCGGGAGGAAAGAUGCCGCCCGCGGUUCCGAUUGGCUCCCAGAGACGUGAGAAGACUUCUCAGGAGUUGGAAGAAAUGCAAGAACGCAAGCUCAGAGAAAGCCGCAUGAGAGAAUUUGCCGAUGGUGUUGUGAAAUUUCUUAUGCGACUUGACAAUGCCAAGUACGAGGAUGAAAUUCGAAGGUUUGUCCUGGCCGUGUACCCAGCAGAUAACACAAUCUCUAUUUUUGAGCCCGUGCAGCGGAACAGCGGAAUUGUGGGUGGGAAAUUCCUCCAGCGUCAACGUUGUAAACGGCCUGACGGGGAACUUUACACGGCGCAAGAUUUUUUUGUUGGGGCUCGUCUGAAUAUCAACGGCUUUUCAUUUGUUGUCCUUACCUCCGAUGAACGAUCUCUAAACUACAUGGAGGCAAACCGCAAGGAGUUCAGUCGCUCUGACAUUAAUUGCAUCGUACGCAAGCUUCGUGCCAUGCUCACAAGCAAGCAGACAGGACUUGUUGAUGCAUUCCGAGAGGCAGAUGAGUCGAAUAAAUGCGGGCUCAAGAUGGAGGUUUUCUUGGACAUUAUGGGAAGGCUUCAACUGGACAUCUCGGAGCAGGAGAUCCUCAGCAUCCUGCGCUACUUUGACAAGAAUAACGAAUCAUACGUCUCGUAUGAAGAGUUUGUGGCGCGUGUGAUGCCUGAGGGGGCCACCGUUGCCUCAGAUGAUCGUCCGUGGGAAGUUAUUGACAGGGAGAGUGCCGAAAAGGAGUCGGCCGCUUUUGUGAAGGACCCGAGAAUUGAUGAGAUAAAACGCCAAAAGGAGGAGGAGACCACUCUGGCAUCGCGUGGUGCGGCAAAGUUGUUAGAGCUCUACGAUCAGCGACGUCAACUUGUUCUGAAGGAAUUUCGCGCUGUGGCGGACUACUCCACUGAGAGUGUCGUUGGACCAAAUGAAUUCAAGCUAUGUGUACGAAAGAAGCUUCAGAUGCGAGGCAUCACUGACGCUGAACUUAAUGCACUGUGCGCAAAACUGUUUUAUAAAGACGUUCCACGACUCAGCCUUGAAGAAUUAACGCGUAUUUUUAACGGCACGUCAUCUCUGCCUCGAAAUCUGCUUGAAAUCAAGCAGGGCAUUUCUCGAUAG